Molecule: messenger RNA, 1653 nt
Organism: Penicillium lagena
Lineage: Eukaryota; Fungi; Ascomycota; Eurotiomycetes; Eurotiales; Aspergillaceae
Product: amidase
Exons: 7
Coding region: 1-1653 (550 amino acids)
Source: RefSeq, a predicted model, not a curated record
AUGACCAAGACCACAUGGGAACAACGCGCAGCCGAUAAGCGUGAGCGUCUCAGCAACUCCAUCCCAUUAGAAUGGAAGAUCCAGUCUCUUCCCACGGCCGCCUCGGUGAUUGAUUAUCCCGCAAAGUCAGGCCUGCUUUCACAACAGGAGCUGCAGAUAACAGGAUCGAGUGCCACAGAGCUGGUAGACAGGCUAGCUCGCGGCGAGUUGAAAGCUGUGGAUGUCACGGUGGCGUUUUGUAAACGCGCUGCGUUGGCGCAUCAGUUGGUCAACUGCUGUCUGGAGUUCUUCCCUGAAGCGGCCAUCGCGCAGGCGAAAGAAUUAGAUGCAUACUUUGACGAGCAUAAGAAGCCCGUGGGACCUCUUCAUGGGCUACCGAUCUCUCUUAAAGACCAGCUUCGUGUAAAGGGCUAUGAAACCAGCAUGGGCUACGUCUCCUGGCUGGGAAAAUAUGAAACCGGCGAAUCCGUGCUAGUCACGCUUCUACGCAAAGCCGGUGCUAUUUUUUACACCAAGACGAGUGUUCCUCAGACACUGAUGGUGUGCGAGACUGUCAACAAUAUCAUCGGACGCACGCUCAAUCCCCGCAACGCGAAUUGGUCUUGCGGUGGCAGCUCCGGGGGUGAAGGGGCUAUGGUAGGAAUGCGGGGUGGGAUUAUUGGUAUUGGGACUGAUAUUGGUGGCUCGAUCCGCGUGCCUUCUGCUUUCAACUUCCUGUAUGGAAUCCGACCCAGCCAUGGCCGGAUGCCAUAUGCCAAGAUGGCGAAUAGUAUGGAAGGCCAGGAAACCGUGCACAGCGUGGUUGGGCCGAUUGCGCAUUCAGCAGCUGAUCUGCGGCUAUUCCUCACGGCAGUCUUGAAAGAAGAACCCUGGAAGUAUGAUUCGAAAGUCAUUCCUUUGCCCUGGAGAGACGUCGAGGAAGAAGCUAUCCAUUCAAAGUUGCAGUCCGGAGGGCUGACGUUGGGCUUUUACUCGUGUGAUGGUGUUGUGCUCCCGCAUCCACCGAUCCUCAGAGGUAUCGAGAAAGUUGUCUCCACGAUGAAGCAAAAUGGGCACACGAUUGUUCCAUGGACACCGUACAAGCACGACUUCGGGCAUGAUCUCAUCAACAACAUCUACGCUGCAGACGGGAGCACGGAUGUUCUACGCAACAUCAACGCCUCCGGCGAGCCCGCUAUCCCGAAUACCAAAAACCUCCUGAACCCAGACAAAGCCAAGAUCGACAUGAACGAGCUGUGGGACGCCCACCUCCAGAAAUGGAACUAUCAGGGCGAGUACCUGGAGAAAUGGCGCGAGGUCGAAAAACAUUUAGGCAAGGAACUGGACGCUAUUGUCGCUCCAAUCACGCCCACGGCUGCUAUCCGCCACAACCGGUUCCAGUACUAUGGCUAUGCGUCCGUGAUUAACCUGCUUGAUUUGACCAGUGUUAUUGUACCGGUUACAUUCGCAGAUAAGGAUGUGGAUGUCAAGAAAGGACAGGAUUUCCAGCCAUUGAGUGAAUUGGAUGCGGAGGUGCAGGCCGAGUAUGAUCCUGAUGCAUACCACGGCGCUCCCGUCGCGGUACAGAUUAUCGGUCGGAGGCUGAGUGAGGAGCGCACUUUGGCUAUUGCAGCGGAGAUCGGGAGGCUGUUGGGUAACGAGGUGACGCCGUAA